AUGCGUGCCAUCUUUCAAAUUGGAGGGUACAGCGGCUUGAUCGGAGAGGAUUUUGUCUGCCAGCAGAAACCUUCAUUUUAUGCAAAGGCAGCCGUGGAAGCUCGGCAACUUUGGACGUUGUUGUCCACGAAAGAUGGACGUGCCCGCCUGAAAUACGUUGCCCUACGGGGCGCUGUCGCUGGAUUGGUAUGGCAUCCUCGAAUUCUUCGCGCACAAGUCUAG
Messenger RNA from Letharia columbiana, 222 nucleotides. RefSeq lists its product as uncharacterized. NCBI's taxonomy places the organism in Eukaryota, Fungi, Ascomycota, Lecanoromycetes, Lecanorales, Parmeliaceae. The coding region runs from base 1 to 222 and encodes 73 amino acids. The record is from RefSeq and is a predicted model, not a curated record. The transcript has a single exon.